This is a messenger RNA of Alnus glutinosa, 994 nucleotides long. RefSeq lists its product as uncharacterized. The transcript has 4 exons. Bases 68 to 490 code for a protein of 140 amino acids. Lineage: Eukaryota; Viridiplantae; Streptophyta; Magnoliopsida; Fagales; Betulaceae. The record is from RefSeq and is a predicted model, not a curated record.
CGAGAAACAUCCGAUCCGAUCCGUUUAAUUGCUAGUGUGUGGUGCUUUGUGAUGAUCGAGAGGGGUGAUGGUGGGUUUGUCAUUUAGGAGGAUUUGUAGUUGGUAUGACCCACUUAUCACGUGGAAGAUGCAGCCUAAUGGCAAUCCUACAAGACAAAAAAAUGUCUUGCUGAUCAAGAUCAGAGAUUAUAGGAUCAUGGGGGACUCUUCUAGUGCUUCAUACAUACACAUGGUGCAGCACCUGAUAGAGAAGUGUCUGAUCUUCCAUAUGACUAAAGAAGAGUGCAUGGAAGCCCUUUCAAAACAUGCAAACAUCAAACCUGUCAUCACCUCCACUGUGUGGAAUGAACUGGAGAAAGAAAACAAGGAAUUCUUUGAGGCCUAUGCUGAGUCUAAGAGCAAAGCAGACGACCGAAUGUCGGAGGAAGAGACAAGCCGAAUGAUCCAGAAGAUGAUAUCGGAUUCGUCGACCAAGGAUUCCGACGACUGACAUGCCAUAUGAAAACGAUAUAUCCUUCCCUUUGUGUUCUGGUUGGUAGCCAGCCAGCUGGUUGCAGUACCUUAAAAACUCUUUACAUAGAGCCAAACACAAAGGUAUUAGAGUGAUCAGUACUUGUUUGUUACCGCGCCUGGUCCUCAACUCCCCCAUGCAUAUUAUAUCAAUUUAUACGGAAGAUCACGGAGUAUUUAGCAGUCCCCGGCCUCCCCCCCCACCCCCAAAUAAUUCGCUUGCAGUGACGAAUCAGAAGACGCCGCGUUACUGUAUUAUCUAAUCUCUGGGUAAAUAAAUCGGGAACAUUGUGAUUUAGUUAACUGAUCAAUUAGGGUGUGAGACUUAUCUGAGUGAGAUCUAUCAUAUGGUUCCACUCCAUGUGAGUAUGUUGUGUAAAAUAUAUUGUACAAGGAUUACUUCCCAUUUGUUAUUAUGAUCCAUGUGGCAUAUAUAUAUAUUAUGCUAAAGGAAUUACACCUUUAAUUAUAAUUUCUUUACAAA